This is a messenger RNA of Trichomonas vaginalis G3, 3627 nucleotides long. RefSeq names its product nuclear pore organization. NCBI's taxonomy places the organism in Eukaryota, Parabasalia, Trichomonadida, Trichomonadidae. The transcript has a single exon. The record is from RefSeq and is a predicted model, not a curated record. The coding region runs from base 1 to 3627 and encodes 1208 amino acids. Gene Ontology annotation, cellular component: nuclear pore.
AUGAACUUAAAACUCAGCGGUGCCUCACUAGCAUCAACAUCAAUUGCGGCCCCUGUAGUUUUUAAACCAGCAGAAACCAAUUUUCGUCUUACUUAUAAGAAAAAAGAGCUUGAAACUUCUGAUUUUGACGAAGUUAUAAAUCGAUGCAGAACUUUGAUCAAGAAGAUUUCAAAUCCACCAAGCAAAAGUAGUAUACAAUACUACGAAGAGUUUACUCGACCAUCAUUUGCUCAUUUUACUAUAGAAAACGAAACAAAACCAUUUUACGAUGCUUCGAUGGCUGUUACAGAGUUUGUAGGAAUGCUAACGAAUCCGUAUUUUGAACCUAACAAGCAGAAGUUCGUCAGUCAUAUUGGCGGCAAAAUCCAAGAAGAAUGGCAAGAAUGUUCUCGGUGUCCUCAGUUGCAACAAAUAAUGAAAGCAGCAUUUGGUAUCAUUGCCGAUAUUAGAGACUUUAUAGAAAAAUCAUAUACUCCUUCUCUUCUUAUUUUCAUCGCAAACACAUUAUUACUUCAAUCUUCGAUUUCUCAAACGCAAUCUUAUCAAUUAGUUCUCGAAAUAUACGCUCAGGCAUUCGUAUUUAAAGUUAUCGAAAAGCAUAAAGACAGAAUUCAAGGAUUUAUCGAAAAUGAAAGACAAAUCAAGCAUGAUUACAUAUUUGCUGAGGAAGCACCCGAGAAAAACAAUACAGAUUUCCGAGAUUUUAUACAAUUAGUUACUGUAUUAGCUAGAAUGAGAAAAGAUCCAGAUUUUGGUCGACAUUUUUAUUCAAUGGGUACAGAAAUCAUUUCUUCAGCUACAGAUUUUACUCAGCCGCGCUUUGUUGCUGCUUUUAUUAAACUUUUAGCAUCUUUAUCCGUAGAUAAAGAAACAUCUGAAUUAGUUUACGAUAGAUUAGCAAAAUCCAACUCGCAAUUGAUAAAUUUACCUCAUUUCUUACAAGCCAUAUCAGGUUAUGCAGAUGAUUUCAAUCAAUCUCAAGCAAAUGUUGCAAAAUUAUCAGAAGAUGAUUCUAGUACACUUGAAUCGAUUUUCAGAUUACUUUCAUCAUUAUUCAAGCAUAGCGAACUAUGCCGUCGCGAAAUUAUCAACUCAAACAACUUAAUAAAUAAUUUAAUAACUUAUGUAUCAUCUAUGAUCCCUGCGACCCUCAAAUCAUGUUGCUACGAUACCCUAUCGGAAAUUUCGCAGGAUGAAACGUAUACAGUUGAAAUCUGGAAAAAAUUUGUUUUUACAGAAAUUUUAACACCGGAUAAUGUCCAAUCUGGCACCGGCGGCAUCAUCCUUGAUAUAGAGAAGACAGAAUUGGCUGAGCGCGCUUAUCCUCUUAUGCGUUCUUUCGUGAGAUUUUUAUCGAAAUUAGUACAAAACGCUCCUCCACCGUUAAACUUCGAACAUAUCCAUGUGUUCUUGCUUGAGUUCUGCUUAUUAAAGCUACCAGAUAGACUAUACGCCCACUUUAACGAAAAAUGGUCGAUCUUAUGCGAAAUUUGCCAAGUUUGGACUAAUUUAUUCAAAUACGACAAGGUCCACUACAACCUUGUUAUGCGUUCUGCGCUUUGCGAUCAAAGAUUUAUCCGUGGAUUACUUACAAUCGUUGUAGAAGACGAAACUCCACUUGAAACAUUAUUAUGCGUAUACAGAUUAUUGUUUACUAUCUCCCAGCAUGAAGAAGAGUUCUUCCAGAACCCAGAUUCGAGUUUCCAUUCAUCUGUCGUUUCUUUAAGCCAACAAGUAUCAUGGUCCUCUGAUUUCCUUAAGAAGCUCAUUCUUUCUGUUGCAGAAAACGACAAAGAUGUUCAGAUUUCUGCAAUUUCAUUGAGCCAAUACCUCGCAAACAACGCCGCUCAGAUCGUACAGGUCGUUUUUACUUCUGUAAAGCCAAUCCCGUGCUUUAUCAAGGUCAUAGAACGCGAUGAAGAGGAAGAACCGAGUAAAAUUGGAAAUGAAGAAACUUGUGUAAGGGUCAGACUGCUUAAAUUCCUUGUAUCAUUAGGGUCCUCGUCGUAUUUCGCUCGUUACGUUAGCGGUUUUGAUGUUUCAGAUCCACCAACUUCAUUAUUAAAGUCCACAUUAGAGAAGGGCAUCAUCCCCAAGCUUGUUGAGAAGAUGGGAACGACGAUGGCCGCCAAGAACUAUCCAAGAUUCGCAGCAGCUUCCCUUCAGUUAAUGUUAAUGCUAUGCGACCACUCAUUGACGGUUUCUCCACUUUUGAGUUCACUUCGCAGUUCCCCGCACUCCUUCUUCGACCGCCAACUCGUAAAUCUGCAGGACAACCACUCCUCCAUGACUGCCAUUGGUUGUUUCUUAAUGCUUCUCGCGAGGGAAGCUAUGGAAUCAGCCAAAAACAGCUCAGGAACGACCUUACACGUUGUACAGAUACUUCUCAACGUUGUCGGCUUCUCGGAGCAAAGGUCACGUGUUGUUCUUGCCUUCGAGUUCAUUGAUAGAAUCGAUGAUUCCGAUGAAGCAACAUUAAUUGCGAAAGGAAUGUUCCAAGCUGUUGUUUCUUUUAUCACAAACAAGAAUGUGAUCAUUUCCGCCAAGCAUUGGGGCAAUGCAUGGAUCUCUUUCAUGAUACACCUUCUUAACAAGAUAACAACAGUCUCCAACAGUGAAACAACGAUGUAUCUUUCUCAAGCAGUUGGUUUCAUUGGCCAUUCAAUUUUCGCCGAUAAAAUUUUCGGAAAAAUUGACAAACACGAUAUUUUAGUAUCAUUCAAUGCACUUAUUGAAGCAUUGAUAUCCUUACACAUCAACAGACACAGUGAUUCUAUGCUUGGUGUCUAUUCUUUGUUCACUUCUUUACUUGCGAACAGAGAAAUUGAUGAAGAACUUUGUCAGAUUUAUCUUGAGAAUUCCUCACGAAUUUCUUCAUGUUUCCUUGAUGACAUGAAGAACCAGAUACCUGUAACAAAAGCAGCUGUUUUCGCAGCAGCAGAAUCAUUAGUAAGUUUCGCGAAAGACUCAAGUUUAGAUGAGUUUAUUUCGUAUUCAAUUGCACAAUUACCAACUGAUUGGUUAAUUUUCGAUGAAGAUAAUGAUGCAGGCGCUUUCGUUCUUGGCAGCAAAUUCUCCUUCUUUACAAGAGUUAUUUCAAGUGGUUCUGAUCCUUCCAUUUUUAUUCAGAGAGGAUUAAUCACUUUGAUUGGUCAUAAAUCGAUGUGGGAAUCACUUGGAGAGUCAUUCUCUACAUCAACGAACUCUCCAAUAUCUGAAUUGAUAUUGCAGACAGCUUCUAAAGCAAUCAAAGCAAUGUCUGCACUCGCGGCAAGUUCUUCUAAUAAUGAAGACGUAAAGAAACAAAGUCGACAAUUUAUUUCUGAUUUCGCUGAAACAUUUUCAAGUGUAUUUCAGUUUGGCGGCUUCUUUACUUUGGACGCUUUGCAGAUGAUCACUGACUUAGUUUGUUUCAUGUCAUUAGUUCCAUCAGCUGUUGAUAAGUAUCUGAUGAAUAGAUUGGCAUCAUUAAGACAAAGAUUUAUUGGAAAUGAACAAUGGAGAGAAUUGCUGAGAAAAAAGGCUGGAAAAGCUGAUAUUCCUUCGCCAAAGACGUACCAGAUAGCAAUUGGAAUGACUAAGAGGAUAAUCAUGGCAGUGAAUUACAUGAUUCCACAAAAGAAAUGA